Fibroporia radiculosa is the source of this 1752-nucleotide messenger RNA. RefSeq lists its product as uncharacterized. The transcript has 13 exons. NCBI's taxonomy places the organism in Eukaryota, Fungi, Basidiomycota, Agaricomycetes, Polyporales, Fibroporiaceae. Gene Ontology annotation, biological process: GPI anchor biosynthetic process. The record is from RefSeq and is a predicted model, not a curated record. Gene Ontology annotation, cellular component: membrane; endoplasmic reticulum. Bases 1 to 1752 code for a protein of 583 amino acids.
AUGGGCGUCCCGAAAUCCGUCUUAUGGCCAACGCACGUCUUCUCCGACGGGUACUUCUACGGAUGGACCUCUCCCCUUAUAUGCGUUGCCGGAAUUAUACAGGCCGAAACUAAACAAAUUGCGGAGGCUAAUCUGCAUAGUGUUGUUGCAAGCCCGGAGUGGGGUGAACUUUCAGGCCGAUGUGGUUGUCAUCCUGUCAUCCUCGGCUUUUGUUCGUUUGACUUGAAGCAUACUUUACAACCACCUCGGUUGGAAUUUUACGAGAAUAAGCAGGAUCAUGACAUUGAAGGCAACCUAAUUCUGAUCUAUUACCGGCAACCCAAACAUGAAUUGAUGCAAUUCUACUCUCUUGAUGUCAGCGAAUUAGACAUUCUCCCAUCCCAGCCAAAUAGAGGAACUACAGAGCUGAGUUCGACCCAGGGUGACACAAUACUUAUGCAUGACUUCACGAAACCGUCAUUCGGUCGAGCGCCAGCUCUCAAUUCUCUGGUGUUGCACCAGAUUAACGCUGCACGAAUGUUGUCAGACAUGGUGGAACGAAGCAAUUUAUAUCAUGAGGCUACUCAACCUCCAGUCCUACCUAUGGUCACUCGUGGCGACCUCACUUCCGAUUUCACCACUCAGUUUCAAACCUUGCGAUCGGCAACAGCUCGAGCGAUGCAUUUCAUCGUAUCCCACUUGAGGAACAUAUCAGCUACAGUCGAGCAAUUCGACAUACGAUUCGAGCAGGCUUCCUUCGUUCAUGUGCAACACUCCGUGAUAUACUCGGGAGGGAACUCAAGGUCAGUCACCACAAUUUCUCGAUACGUCAAAUUCUACAAUUGCAUUUGGCUAGUCUUGAAUGACAUCAUCAUCGGAAUCGCCUUUGGCUCAUUCAUCUGCGAGAACCACCAAGCCCUGUCUCAUCUGUUGCAGCACUGGGUUCAGCUUUACCUCGUUGACCAUAUGCAGCGAGCGUUGCUGUGGCUCAAUGAUUGGCCUGCAGGCCUCAAGUUGAACACCGAGCUUAGUCAGUUUUACUGCCAUACCUUGCUGGGAAUCAUCUCGAUCUGGGGACAGAUCCUACGAUUUGUGUCGCCGUAUUUUCCGGCCAUGUUCUGGACUGUAGGCGUCAUGGGCUGCUGCGGGAUGACCAUGAUAAUUUCAUUAUUCUUCGAUGCGCUCAAGUUCUUCACUGCCCACUUAUAUCUUUGCUACCUCCUCGUCGCAACAACAUACCGAUACCUGCUUGGCUUCAUAGGCUCACUGUGGAAUCUCUUUCGCGGGAAGCGCUUCAAUGUCUUGCGCAAUCGGCUCGAUUCUUGGGAUUAUGAUAUUGACCAGUUACUGCUCGGGACCAUUCUCUUCACCCUAACUGCAUUCCUCUAUCCGACAGUGCUGACGUACUAUUCCCUCUUCGCAAUGACCCAUCUUGUGGUGAUCAUGCUUCAAGCGAUCUUGGACACUGUCUCAGCGUUGCUCAAUCAUUUCCCUCUGUUUGCAUUGAUGCUUCGUAUCAAGGACCCAAUGCGUAUGCCAGGUCGUGUCACACUCAAACGCACAAAGGAGGGGACGUUGAUGCUUGAGAAUCAGCCAGCACAGUUCUCCUCUAUUUUCACGCACUAUGCGCACCUAUGGUCUCGUCUGUCCUCGCACUAUCACCCUUUGCAGAUGUUGAAUCUUCUAGUGUUAGGUCGGCGACUAACACCUAUCUCCCGUGCCUUGAUACGAUUCAGUAUGAUCACGGAUCGCAGGGAUGUGAGUAGCAAGUAA